AUGAUGAAGAAAUGGUCUUCAAGGCGCUCAAGACGUAAGAGCGUUCAACCGGAGAGAGAACCUUCAAGUCUACAGGAGGUUUACACAGCCAAUGCCGGGAGCCGGAGUCAUUCGCAAUUGUCAUUGGACUCUCAAAGCACUCUCAAUGCGCCAAUAGCGUCCACGAUGGUUGGGUCUGAAUCGCACAGCUCCUUACAGUCUUCUGUGUCGCAAGGUAAUAGCAACACGUUUGGCUCUGCAAGCCAGACAAACACGUCAAAGGCUAACGGCAGUACGCUGCAACUUUCAAUGUCCUCUUUGAAUGUUUCGUCCAAAUCGAGGCCAUUCACAUAUGAGAACUAUGACACCACAGUGGUUAAAACGGGAUGGAUCAACAAAGGUCACAAUAUUACCAAUUGGUCAAACACAAGCUCUGACUCUUGGAGAAUUUACAAAGCUGUGUUAGAGGGACCUGUACUCUCGCUCUACAAGCUACCACAGGAGCUGAACAUCAAGUCAUUUGACGUGAAAAGUAGCGCUAAUAAUCAUAAUCACCAUCAUGACAACAAUCCUAAUAAUGGAGGAAUCACAGGCAGCAGCUGUGCUUCAAACAAUAACAACAUCAAUGAUAACUCAGAUAUUCACUCACUACGACAGAAGAGAAUGUCCCAAAUAUCACGGUCUGACCUUAAGGCAAGCAUAAGGGCACAGAAAGCUCAACUUGAACAAGAGGAUUCGAAAACCGAUGCUUCUUCCAAGAAGUUGAAAUAUCUAUCUGAAGUUUAUCCACAUCCUGAUCUACAACUCAGCGAGACUAACUCGAUCACUUCUGGUACACUCGAGGCAAUGUGCCAUACAGUCCUGUUCAAUACUUUGCACGAUGACAAAUUAUCGUACAAUUUACUUAUGGUGUUACCUGUCUUUGGAGACCCAAAGGACUAUCUGAGGUACUUUAAUGCAUAUGCAAAUGCGUUCAUUGCACAAGGCAGAGUGACAAGGUCUAAUCCGGGUUCCAAGGUUGUGAUCUCAAAUAACACUGAUUACGCAGUUAGACAGAGAUUGGGGUUGGUGGUUACAACUUUCAUCGAUUCCUUCCCAGGAAUGCUUCUAGAUGAUGAGAUUUCAGAACUUUUGUUCAUUUUGGUCAAGGGAUUAUCAAGUUACGAUGAGAGGUUAGCACAUAAGCUUAAAAUUGAUUUGACACAUCGUCAAACCUACAUGAAGAACUUGACGAGUUAUAAAUCUUCACCAUAUAACCCCUCAGGCUCAAAAGACUUAACCAUUGUGGAGAAUUUCCUUAAAUUGGAUCCAAAACAUUUGGCGGAACAGAUAAACAUCAUCGAUUUGAAAUUCAACAGCUUGUGGAAUCCCAAAUCGGAUGCAUCUCUGCUAUACGAAUUGAAAAAUCUCACCUAUCCAAGGAUGAACCCACUAAUAUUUAAUUACAACACAAAUAUCCAUUACUUGGGAAGGUUAAUUGUUACGCAUUUAUUUGCAGUACAUGAUCCAAUUCAUGGGGAGGUACAACGUUCACGAGUUUUAGAGAGAUGGAUUGAAAUCGGUUGCAUCUUUGAUAAAAUGGGUGAUAUGGUCAGUUGGUUGGCAAUUGCCACGUUAAUUUGUUCGGUGCCGAUCCUGAGGUUGAAAAAGACAUGGUCCUUGGUUGAUGAAAGACUAUUGAAUAUUAUAUCGUCCGAAUGGGCACCAGUGGUUUUCGAACUUGACAGAAGAAAUAUCGUUUGUGAAGCAAGUCACAGAUCGUCAUAUCAUGUUAUUGCACCCCAGGGAUUGGGUGAGACUUAUUCCAAAGAGGAUGUCGUUCCGUAUUUUGGUGAUUUGACGGUUAAAUUUGUCCCAAACUCGCCUCUCAAACAAUGUGAAAAGAAAGUUCAAAGGGUAAAGAUCUCCUUCAGCAGAUGGGAUGACUAUCUGUCGAUGGUGACAGAUGUCGAAUCUUUGAAGCCAAGACCUAAAGUCGAAGAUGAAUCGCUUCAAUCUCAACUCUACAAUUUCUUAUCAAACCACGUGUCAUUAGAGCCAUUGACUCUGUCUUCAGUUAUGGAGUUUAGUAUUUCAAGUGAACCGGCCUCAGUGGGUGCCUUUCACCAUGACGAAGCAAGAGCUCCGUUGACGACGGGUUCGUUUUUACCAGUUUUAUUCACUGAGAUAAUACCAUCUUACAAAAUCUUUAACCAAAAGAUUCUCAUUGGGGCUGGUGGCUUCGCUAUGCGCUCGGAUCUUGAUGACACAGGAUCGUCGGAUACCAUGAAGUUAACCAGAGAACAACAAAACGGAUUUAUCAAAUCUGUGAAGAAUACACUUGGUUGUGGUUCCAAUAAGUUACUUGUCGGUGAGGAUCUGGUGUUUAAACCCAUUUUGACUCAAAAUGAUACGAAGAAAAAUCCAUCGUUGAUUUUGCUGGAAAAUCCUUCAAGUAGAAGGCUGUCCAUGAUUUCAAAUUCACGUUUCUCUGAAAUUGCUCUGGCCGAUGCUGAUAACGAUGAUAAUGCUCUGGCUAAUGGAGUGUUUGCAGGUCUUGAUAGCUCUGAUGUCUUAAAUACUUUGAUCAAACCUUUAAACGUUGCGUUCAAUGCUGGAACAUUUGAUAAAAUGGUGGAUGUCUUGGUUUUGACCGCAAACGUCUUCUCGAAAAAGAUCAAGAGGUCUGAGGCUGAGAAAUUCCUGCUGAAAUCCAACCUGCUAGACAACCAAUAUGUGAAAUUAAAGAUGGACAACGGUGUCUACACCUCAACGUUCUUUGCAACGUAUAAGAGUUUUGCCACCACUGCACAGCUUAUUGAGGCAUUGUCAAAAAGGUUCAGUGGUUCUAAAUCAGUUUCGAUCUCUAUUAGCCAUUUGAACUCCAACUCUGAUAGCACCUUCCCGGAUUGGGAUAAAAAUGUCUCGUCAAGUUCGCCUGAGUUAAAUUGGUCUUUUGUUGGCAAUGUGCAAAUCGGAGUCUUAGAGGCCCUUUCCAUCCUAGUCACAGACCACUAUGCAGAUUUUACAGAUGAUCUCAAGAACAAGCAAUUGUUUAUCGACUUGCUACGUCUGAUUGAUCGUGAAAUUGUAAUCGUGUGGCCGGAGACACUCGCUCAGACACCUGAUGAUAGUGAAGUCAAGACGGAGCUUUCCAACCUCUAUGCUGUGUUGUCAACUUUGUACAAGAAAAUCCGAAAAUCAUUCAUCAAAAGAUGUUAUAGACCAUUGGAUUUAUUCCCUGAACAAUUGAAUUCAUCUGUUGAUAGUUUGUGCAUGGUUCCCUUACCAAAGGCUCUUGGGGAAGCAGAAUUGUUUGUGGAGAAACUGGAUUCAUUCGUCAACCACCUUUCAUCUGCUGUCACCACUUCAGACUGGAUUGAAGUCUCGGAAAUUAUUGAAAGCCAAACCGGUAGUUCCCUGAUCGGAUUCUACAGAUACAAGAGUUCUUCUAAUGAUCUAGAAAAACUUCAGAUCCUGAAUAUUUUCUCAUGGAUUAAGACACUUUAUAGUGAUAAACCUGAUGGUCUUAUUAUUGACAGAGUUCCGCCAACUGUUCGAACACUCUUGAAUGCACACGAUAAUUUGGAAAAAUACUUCAAACUCCAAAUUGUGAACACGACAAUUAGUAAGGAUGAACGAAUUGCCAAUAUUCAAGCUAUUUUGCAAAUUUUGAGCAUCGCCAGAUUUAGAAUGAGGGGUGCUGCUAUAUUUGAUGAGUCUUGUGAAUCUGAAUUUGGAAUUGCAUCAACGAUACCAUCCUUUAUUGAAUCCGCAAUAUUGCAAGCUAUUGUUAGCCCCGAAUCUCGUGCAUUCCAAGGAAGUUGGUAUCCUGUCUCUGGAUCACAUACAAGUAUUUCUGAACUGUUAACCGAUUUGAACACUCAAGAUCUCUCGGAAAACAUGAAGUCACCAUUAACACCAUGCCCAGGCUGGUUCAUCGAAAGACUAAUGGAAGUUUCCAAUUGUGUGCCUCAUCAUGCUUUGAUUGAUACCAAUCUGAUAAACUUUGACAAGCGUCGUUUCACUUAUAACUGUGUUUCUAACAUAAUGGCAUUAUACUAUACAAGUGAUAGGGAGUCUGUGGAAGUUGAUAAUAACGAUUAUGGGUUCAUUUUGAAAUCAAACUUGGUAAUUUUACCAAAAUUCAACGAUGUUUUGGAAACUGCUCAGUUAGAGAACACCGAUCACAGCGCGACAAAGUUAUUUGAUAGAACAUUGGAAUUUGAAAUCGAGAAGAACAUGAGGGAUGCGCUCAAAAGGGACGACCUGAAUAACCAACAGAUGGAAUUCAAGAGAUCUCAAUUGCUUGCCCAAGCAAGUCGGUCAUCUGCUUUUGGCUCAAAUGAGCAUUUAAGUCUGUCAAAUGAUUCUCAGCGGAGAAGUCGUCAAACCAAUAUAUCUCCUUCAAAAUCUACUGGUAUGAAGAGGCUUGGAGGGCUGCUCAAGUCUGUCCGUCCAUUCUCCAUAAGUGUUGGUUCUGGCUGGUCAGGGUCUGAUAGAGUAGUUCAUCCGGAUGAACUUCCAGACGUCAAUCAAGUUGAUCUCAAUGGGAAACUUUCUAAGCCAUACCAGCAGAUUACCCUUUUCCACCAUAAACCAUUAUUUGUUCAUUCAAACAUCGAGGGUUUCUUCAAAAUAGUCAGUGAAAAUAGUGGCGAAGAGUAUUACUUCCAGGCCACUAGUAAUUCCGAGGCUCAGAGCUGGAUUUCUGCCUUGAACAUGUGUAAGAGAUACACAUAUCUAUCUAGUGAUGCCCAAGGCUUAACGAGUUCGAAAGUGUUCGGUGUUCCAAUAUCUGAUGUUUGUGAUAGAGAAGGUACUUUGGUUCCUGUUGUUGUGGAAAAAUUAUUAAGUGAAAUUGAGAAGAGAGGGUUGGAUGAAACUGGGCUUUAUAGAAUUCCAGGUUCUGUCGGCAAUAUAAACUUAUUGAAGCAAGCGUUUGACCAAGGAGAGGAGGUUUCUCUGAAUCACGAUAUCCAUACCAUUGCAGGAUGUUUUAAGGCAUAUCUAAGAGAUCUUCCAGAGAGUUUAUUCACCAGUGUUCUAUUACCAGAGUUUGUCUCUUCCACCAAGAGCGGGGACUUGACCCAGAACCUGCGGGUCCUGUUGGUACAACUACCAGAACACAACUACCAAGUCUUACAAAGACUGUUUGGCCAUCUGCACAAGGUUGUUCAACAUUCAGAUUCUAAUAGGAUGGAUGCUGUGAACCUAGCAAUUGUGUUUUCGAUGAGCUUUAUCGAUGGUGACAAUGUUGGUUUCAGUAUGGGCUCAGAUUUAGGCGCAUUGCAAAGCAUUUUACAGUGCAUGAUUAAGGAUCCAGAUUCUGUAUUCGCUGGAUGA
Molecule: messenger RNA, 5304 nt
Organism: Williopsis jadinii
Lineage: Eukaryota; Fungi; Ascomycota; Saccharomycetes; Phaffomycetales; Wickerhamomycetaceae
Gene: BEM2
Product: GTPase-activating protein BEM2
Exons: 1
Coding region: 1-5304 (1767 amino acids)
Biological process (GO): regulation of GTPase activity; small GTPase-mediated signal transduction
Cellular component (GO): cytoplasm
Molecular function (GO): guanyl-nucleotide exchange factor activity
Source: RefSeq, a predicted model, not a curated record